AUGCUGACCUGUGGUGUGUUGUUGCCUCUCUCCAGCCUGACGGCCACUCUGGCCAGUGUGGGUGCGGCCAGUAUCCCCAGUGCGGGGCUGGUCACGAUGCUGCUCAUCCUCACCGCAGUGGGGCUGCCCACGAACGACAUCAGCCUCCUGGUGGCCGUUGACUGGCUGCUGGACCGGUUGCGGACGUCGGUCAACGUGAUUGGCGACUCCUACGGAGCGGGCAUCGUCCACCACCUGUCCGCGGGCGAGCUGGCCGCCAUCGAUGCCCAGCACGCUGCCCACAACCACCUGGGGAUGACCAAGACCAGGCCCUCGCUUGACCACCAGACCGUCUACGAGAUGGAGAUCAAAGCGCCGCUGCCCGACGCCGGAUACAACGCCAUCCCCACCGAGGAUUACCAAAUUCUCGACACCAAGGAGGAGGGGGCUGAGGAAGAUGACCAUGAGAUGGGGGGGUUGUUAGAGGCGGAGGAGCUGAAGAACAGCGACGAAACGCUGCCCAACUGCGACGUGGAGAAGGCGGAAGGAGGGAAUGGAGAAGACGGGAAUGGAGAAGAGGAAUAACGUGGUCUCAGCCUUUUCUUCCCCAAGUAGCGAGCUGCUGCAGUAACCCCUGGUCAUAGGUAGCGACCCAAGACUCCGUUACAACCAACUGGAUGUUAGACGUGUUACCCAAUGUAUAUUGUACUGUUUGUGGGAUGGUUUCCUUAAGAGGCAACUAUUGGAAUCCGAGGGGCAUCUUUUCCACACAGAGGGUGGUGGGUGCAUGGAACGAGCUGCCAGAGGAGGUAGUUGAGGCUGGGACUAUCCCAACAUUUAAGAAACAGUUAGACAGGUAC
This is a messenger RNA of Amblyraja radiata (thorny skate), 839 nucleotides long. Its product is annotated as excitatory amino acid transporter 2-like. The transcript has 3 exons. Lineage: Eukaryota; Metazoa; Chordata; Chondrichthyes; Rajiformes; Rajidae. Gene Ontology annotation, molecular function: L-glutamate transmembrane transporter activity; neutral L-amino acid transmembrane transporter activity; glutamate:sodium symporter activity. Gene Ontology annotation, cellular component: plasma membrane. Bases 1 to 564 code for a protein of 187 amino acids. Gene Ontology annotation, biological process: L-aspartate transmembrane transport; L-glutamate import across plasma membrane. The record is from RefSeq and is a predicted model, not a curated record.